Messenger RNA from Diaporthe amygdali, 582 nucleotides. RefSeq names its product mpv17 pmp22 family protein. The record is from RefSeq and is a predicted model, not a curated record. Bases 1 to 582 code for a protein of 193 amino acids. The transcript is spliced from 3 exons. Gene Ontology annotation, cellular component: cytoplasm; membrane. NCBI's taxonomy places the organism in Eukaryota, Fungi, Ascomycota, Sordariomycetes, Diaporthales, Diaporthaceae.
AUGGCACCAUCACCUAUGUUUGUGGCAACGACGCAGGCCGUUAGCCUGUCUGCGGCAUCUAAUGUGGUUGCUCAAACACCAUGGGCCCUAGAUCUGACCCAGCUCGGCCGCUUCGUGCUCCUCAGCGUGUUGACAGCACCGCCCAACUAUCAGUGGCAGCUCCUCCUUGAGAAGUGGUUCCCGGCUUAUGCGCGGGCUUCUGCAGCAUCAGAAUACCCGAAAGAGGGACGAGAUGUGGAGAAGGGAGAAGUUCGGCACGUAGAGGACGUCAAUAGCAAGCCGAAGCUCAACGUGCGCAAUACCCUGAUCAAAUGGUUCGUGGAUUGUAUGACUUUGGGCGCUCUUAUCAACACUGUGGCAUUCCUCGUCCUCAUGGGGGUCUUGAAGGGGCAGGAGAUGGGGAUGAUAGGACAGAACCUGAGGACUGAGACUAUUCCCAUCAUUGUGGCAGGGUACAAGAUCUGGCCGAUUGCGUCGAUAGUGAGCUUUAGUUUUGUGCCCGUGGAGAAGCGCAUAGUCUUUCUCAGCUUCAUCGGAUUUCUGUGGGGCAUAUACAUGAGUUUGGUAGCUGCGAAGAUAUGA